AUGCUCUACCGGAGUAGCGCAACUCCGCAAGCAAAUCCUCCUAUCUCCAAGCCUCCAAUCUGUGAACGGUGAACCCCAAUCGAAUGACGCCGACGGCGAGCCUCCUCCUCCCGGCUCCCCCAUUCGUCUCUAUCUCCGAUGUGCGCCGCCUCCAGCUCCCCCCGCGCGGCGGCCACCGGCCUCGCCCCUGCUGGAAGGGCUUGGAGUGCGGCUCCGUACAGACGCGGAUGGUCUCUUCUUUCGUUGGGAGCAGAACACGCCGCAGAAACGUUAUAUGUGCUUCCCUGUUCGGAGUUGGAGCUCCCGAAGCACUGGUCAUUGGAGUAGUCGCCUUGUUGGUGUUCGGCCCCAAGGGUCUAGCAGAGGUAGCCAGGAAUUUGGGGAAGACUUUGCGUGCUUUCCAACCAACCAUUAGAGAGAUACAGGAUGUAUCAAGGGAGUUCAGGAGCACUCUUGAACGAGAAAUCGGAAUUGAUGAGGUUUCCCAGUCGACGAAUUAUACACCCACGACCAUGAAUAACAACCAACAACCUGCUGCCGACUCAAAUAUCAAGCCUGCACCUGCACCUUACACCAGCGAUGAACUUGUGAAAGUAACUGAAGAACAAAUUGCUGCAUCAGCUGCUGCAGCUUGGAACCCGCAACAACCUGCAUCGUCGCAACAGCAAGAAGUGUACACUACUCCGAGUGAGGACGCUCCUACAUCAGGAGGAAGCGAUGGUCCUGCUGCUCCAGCUCUUGCUGCGAGUGACUCGGAUCCAAAGCAAGUGAAUCUGGACAAGGCGGAAACACAGAGAUGACUCCGCUUAACAGCUUGACACUGGAUGGGAUGAGCACACUGAACACGUCAGGACGAGCAGUCUUAUUUUAAUUUUGUAGGCGAUGGACUUCAGAUUAAAGCCAGUUAUUUGGACUGCUGCAGCUAUAAUCUAUAGAGACAUAACACUGUAAAAAUAGUAGAAUCCGUUUUAGAUUAAAGCCAAACGAGAUGAGAGCGUUUUCUGUGUUUACUAGGCUUGUUCUGUAGCAGCAUGCAUGGGCAGGUUCAUACAAAAAGGCUAUGUGUAUGCGUAACAUAACCACGAGUUUAUAUGGAUUAAAUAUAUUUA
Molecule: messenger RNA, 1109 nt
Organism: Zea mays
Lineage: Eukaryota; Viridiplantae; Streptophyta; Magnoliopsida; Poales; Poaceae
Product: HCF106C precursor protein
Exons: 6
Coding region: 84-800 (238 amino acids)
Biological process (GO): protein transport by the Tat complex
Cellular component (GO): membrane
Source: RefSeq, marked validated